This is a messenger RNA of Nicrophorus vespilloides, 1269 nucleotides long. RefSeq lists its product as uncharacterized. Gene Ontology annotation, biological process: mitotic cell cycle; microtubule nucleation. The coding region runs from base 1 to 1269 and encodes 422 amino acids. NCBI's taxonomy places the organism in Eukaryota, Metazoa, Arthropoda, Insecta, Coleoptera, Silphidae. Gene Ontology annotation, cellular component: spindle pole; pericentriolar material; ciliary basal body. The record is from RefSeq and is a predicted model, not a curated record. The transcript has a single exon. Gene Ontology annotation, molecular function: gamma-tubulin binding.
AUGUUGGUGACAGCGUCCAACGAACUGAAGAUUCACCAGUGGCCGGAUGGGAGUCAGGAGGAGCCUUACAGUUUGGGUAUUACCUCGGAUGUGGUGUGCAUCUCGUGGAGCAAGGACAACAACUUUUUGAUCUUCCUGCAGGAAGGAGGGCGACCGGAAAUCCUAAGUUUGAAGGAUAUUGCCAACAUAAAACCAAUUCAUAUUAUAACUGCCAUCGAUAAGGCGACGGUGGCUAUCUUUCAAAGGAAUACGAAAAGGUGCGUGGCUAUUGGGACGGCCGCAGCGACGGUAGCUCUGUACGACACGAAGACUAAAUCUAUUGGUAAAUUGUUCACCGUUUCCGCUCCGGUUACUGGUUUGGACUUCAACGUCGAGGACGAGUAUUUGGCUGUGGCUUGUAGCAACGGGAUGAUAUCUUUCUUCAAUACGUUGGAUGAAAAUGAGACGGGGAAUUUUAAUUUGAACUCUUGUCCAUCGGUGAUCAGGUUCCAUCAAAACGAGAGAAAUUUGUUGGGAGCAGGAUGCAAGGAUGGAACGGUGGCCGUGAUCGAUAUACAUGAGAUUGUACCCAUGUACAUGGUGAAGAUGCAUACAGCCGUUGUGAAUGGUAUCACUUUUACUGCAAAGCAAGAGGUGGUGAUCAGCGUCGGAGAGGAUGACAAAUUCUGCGUUCACGAUAUCAAGCAGAACGUUUGCGUCUUCAGAGGUCAUCUGUCGUUUCCUCUGACCUGCUGCGACGUCAGUCCGGAUGGGAAACACCUGGUGAUUGGCACGAACGUGGGUUCCAUUUUGAUCUACGAAACUAAGAAUUACCUAUCACCGUUGAUGAAUAUCGACACGCACUCGCAGCGCGUCACCUUCGUCCGGUUUUCGCAGAAGAUGCCUGCUCAGCAUAACAUUACGUCGGAACAUUCUAUCGCUGCGGAAAGUUCCAAUCACACUGAGAUCACUGCCAUCGCCAAGGUGCGUGAGGAGAACGAGUUCAAAUCUCUGUACAACAAGUUCAUCAACAACAGCGACGAUGAUACUCUGAAACUUUUACGCGAAGACAUCGUUGCUGAUAUCCAAAAAGAUGCAGAGCAGCUGCACAAUCAGAUGCGCGUCCAUAUGGACAACCUGCAGGAUUUCAUCAAGAAGGAGUUUGAGAAGAUCUCCACGCAGAUGGACGAAAAGUGGGAUCUAUUGAAUCUGAUAUCCGGCAAUUACAAGCAUUCGAUUGAAGCGUCUGAACCGCCCUACGAGAACGAUUGCCCUAUUGUCUUGGAAUAA